AUGUCUGGCUCACAGAACGACCAGGCCUCGACCAACUACAAGGAAGCCUUCUCUCUGUUCGACAAGCGCGGCAACGGCCGUGUCUCUGCCGAGUCGCUGGGCGACCUGCUGCGCGCGUGUGGCCAGAACCCCACUCUGGCAGAGAUUCGAGAGCUGCAGAAGGGUGUUGGCAGCGACUUUGACUUUGAGUCCUUCCAAAAGAUUCUGAACCGCCCUGGUGGCUUCCGCGAUCCCGGCGAGCCAGAGGAGUACUGUCGGGGAUUCCAAGUUUUCGACAAGGACCUGACGGGGUUUAUUGGUGUGGGACAGCUUCGUUACAUCCUCACCAACCUGGGCGAGAAGAUGACAGAUGAAGAGGUCGACGAGCUCCUGAAGGCGGUUGACACCAGCUCGGGAGAGAUCAACUACACCGAGCUGGUCCGCACGAUUCUGGCCAACUAA
This is a messenger RNA of Rasamsonia emersonii CBS 393.64, 441 nucleotides long. RefSeq lists its product as uncharacterized. Gene Ontology annotation, biological process: mitotic actomyosin contractile ring assembly. The transcript is spliced from 4 exons. Gene Ontology annotation, molecular function: calcium ion binding. The coding region runs from base 1 to 441 and encodes 146 amino acids. NCBI's taxonomy places the organism in Eukaryota, Fungi, Ascomycota, Eurotiomycetes, Eurotiales, Trichocomaceae. Gene Ontology annotation, cellular component: myosin II complex. The record is from RefSeq and is a predicted model, not a curated record.